Malus domestica (apple) is the source of this 1152-nucleotide messenger RNA. RefSeq names its product GDSL esterase/lipase At5g62930-like. Gene Ontology annotation, molecular function: hydrolase activity, acting on ester bonds. Lineage: Eukaryota; Viridiplantae; Streptophyta; Magnoliopsida; Rosales; Rosaceae. The record is from RefSeq and is a predicted model, not a curated record.
GGAUGGAAAAUGACUAAUGGAGCCGUAGAGGGUCCAAGAUGCCAAAUCUACAAAGAACAAUGCUAUUAUUUGGUCGUGUUAAGAAACGAGUUGUCGUUUUACGUACGAAACACGAGUCUCAACCGUCAACCGAACGAGUCAACAGUAAAAAGCGUAGGAGCAGGGAGGAAGAAGAAGCAAGAGCGAUGAGGCCUGAGAUCGUCUUGUUCGGAGACUCAAUCACCGAACAAUCCUUCCAAUCAGGUGGCUGGGGCGCUGCUCUAGCCGAUUCUUACUCCCGCAAGGCCGAUGUAAAAGUUCGUGGGUAUGGCGGGUACAACACGAGAUGGGCUUUGUUCUUGCUGCAGAACCUCUUUCCUCUGGAUUCUGAUAAACCUCCUGCUGCUGCCACAAUUUUCUUUGGGGCCAAUGACGCGGCUAUUUUAGGCAGAACAAGCGAGCGGCAACAUGUUCCUCUUGAAGAGUACAAGGAGAAUCUCAGAAAAUUUGUUCUUCAUCUGAAGGAGUGUUCCCCCACCAUUUUGAUUGUGCUUAUUACUCCACCACCUGUUGACGAGGAUGGACGUAAUGAAUAUGCACGAUCUUUAUAUGGUAAGGAUGCUAGGGAACUUCCAGAAAGGACGAAUGAAGUGACAGGAGUUUAUGCAAAGAAGUGCAUUGAGCUAGCUGAAGAAAUGGGUCUCCGCUCCAUCAAUCUUUGGUCCACAUUGCAGGAAACAGAGGGUUGGCAGAAGAAAUUUCUAAGUGACGGGCUACACCUAACACCAGAAGGCAAUGCUGUUGUCCACCAAGAAGUCGUCAAAGUUUUCACCGAAGCAUGGUUUUCUGCCACGGAAAUGCCUCAUGAUUUCCCUCACCACUCAGAAAUUGACGGGAAGAACCCUGAGAAAGCUUUCCAGCAACGAUGCAUAUAACUAAAAUUUUCGAUUGCUUCAAGUUUUACAAUUUUUCAGAGUCAAAUGCUAUGUUGGCAUUCACACCGAAACACAUCGCUUCCUUUGGAGACAUGACCUAGAGAAGUGUCAUUGUUUUUUUCCCUAUCUGCUUGAUUAGUAUGUACAACAAAAUCUCUAUGGGAAACCUGAAACUUUUUUCCAUUUCUUGUUCAUUCAAGAUUGUAAGAGUGAAAUCUAUUUUGUAUUCGUAGAUUGA